Molecule: messenger RNA, 750 nt
Organism: Camellia sinensis
Lineage: Eukaryota; Viridiplantae; Streptophyta; Magnoliopsida; Ericales; Theaceae
Source: RefSeq, a predicted model, not a curated record
AUGCAAUUGGGUUGUUGGCAAGACUGCAUUGGAGCCAUAGACGGAACACAUGUAAGUGCAUGGGUUACAGGGCCAGAUACGGCAACAUAUUUCGGUAGGAAAUACUGUCACACGCAAAAUAUCAUGGCCGCGUGCGAUUUUGACAUGUGUUUCAUCUUCAUUUCGUGCGGAUGGGAAGGAAGUAUGCACGAUAGUCGCAUCUUCAACGAGAUACUAAUAAAUGACAAUGUCACAUUUCCACAUCCUGAAGAAGGCAAAUAUUAUCUUGUCGAUGCUAGUUAUCCAAACCGGGUAGGUUACCUAGCACUUUUCAAAGGCAACCGUUACCACCAACAACAAUUCCGACGUAGUCAACAGAAUAGGACGGCAAAAACCUCAAGGGAAUUAUUUAACAAAGUGCACUCGUCGCUACGCAGUGUGGUGAAACGCACUUUCGGUGCUUGGAAAAAUCGAUGGGGGUUUAUUAGAGACAUGCCUCGGUAUGACUUUGCAAAUGUGCAAGUUUUGUUAGUAAGUGCGUCAAUGGCAUUACAUAAUUAUAUACGGCGAAAUACAGGUAAUCCAACAACUGUUCACCUAAUCUGCGAUGAGGAAGAGGCUAUGACAAUAGUAAAUGCCAUACCAGAAGUUGAGCAUGACAAUGAUGAUUUAAUGGUUGGGGAUGAGGACCCGCAAAUGGCAUUGAUGCGACUUCGCAUACGCGACAAGUUAGUGUACUUGCGUAAUAACGGAAUGUUAGAAAAUAUAUAA